CCAUGGCGCUGCAGUUCGGCGCGGCGGGCGCGGCCGAGGAGCCCGCUCAGGUCUGCGGCAGCUUCGGCGCCGCUGACUCCUUCUUCAAGGACUUCGGCUACGGGGAGGAGGAGGAGGAGGAGGAAGAGGGCGAGCUGGAGGGGGGCGCGGGGCCCGGCGGGCCCGGCGGCGGCGCGGGCGGGCCCGGCGGCGGCGCGGGCGGGGCGGACUCCAAGCCCCGGAUCCUGCUCAUGGGGCUGCGGCGCAGCGGGAAGUCCUCCAUCCAGAAGGUGGUAUUCCAUAAAAUGUCUCCCAAUGAGACUCUGUUCUUGGAAAGUACCAACAAGAUCUACAAAGAUGAUAUUUCCAACAGUUCGUUUGUGAAUUUCCAAAUAUGGGAUUUUCCUGGACAGAUGGACUUUUUUGAUCCAACAUUUGAUUAUGAGAUGAUCUUCAGGGGAACAGGUGCUCUAAUAUAUGUUAUCGAUGCCCAGGAUGACUACAUGGAAGCUUUAACAAAACUCCACACCACAGUUUCGAAAGCCUACAAGGUCAAUCCAGAAAUGAACUUCGAAGUUUUUAUUCAUAAAGUUGAUGGUUUAUCAGAUGACCACAAAAUAGAAACUCAGAGGGAUAUUCAUCAAAGGGCCAACGACGACCUUACAGAUGCUGGGCUUGAAAAACUUCACCUUAGCUUUUAUUUGACCAGUAUCUAUGACCAUUCAAUAUUUGAAGCCUUCAGUAAAGUGGUACAGAAGUUAAUUCCGCAACUGCCAACACUGGAAAAUCUACUAAAUAUCUUUAUAUCAAAUUCAGGCAUUGAAAAAGCUUUUCUCUUCGAUGUAGUCAGCAAAAUCUACAUCGCAACGGACAGUUCCCCUGUGGACAUGCAGUCAUAUGAGUUGUGCUGUGACAUGAUUGAUGUAGUGAUAGAUGUUUCCUGUAUAUACGGGUUGAAGGAAGAUGGCACUGGAAGUGCUUAUGAUAAAGAAUCAAUGGCAAUUAUCAAGCUCAAUAACACAACCGUCCUGUACUUAAAGGAAGUAACAAAGUUUCUGGCAUUAGUCUGUAUUCUUAGGGAAGAGAGUUUUGAGCGCAAAGGUCUCAUAGACUACAAUUUUCACUGUUUCCGCAAAGCUAUUCAUGAGGUCUUUGAAGUAGGUGUUGCCUCCCACAGAUCCUGCAACCAUCAAGCAGGCACCUCAAAUAUGAAAGCAGUGACUCACAAUGGUACACCCAGGAAUGCAGUCUAGAGGAAGACUAAAGACAUGGGACAGACUUUUGUCAGCUCUUCAGUCCAGCCCAAGGUUAAGUUUUUGUGGAACAAGAGAAGACCAGUCUGAAAGCCUGGAGUUGGCUGCGCAGGAGAAGAGCGACGCUCACUUGGGAACAGCAGCUUGUAACUCAUGUUGGACAACUGAAACUACUGUAGAAACGCUCUGAGGCCAGUGGAGUUAGAAAUGUCAAAUUGAAACGAGCUUUAUUCCAAGUAUGGUGUUUUUGCAGUUUGGAGGCUUAUUUUAACAGUCCGUGACUGAAGGAAAGACUUCGUGGUCAAAGAUUACAGAUGAUCGAGUUGAGCUUAACAUGAAACACCGAAUUGUCACUUGCUCAGCUGCCUUUUUUUCUCUCUCUCUGUAGAAUAUCUUUUUAAUCUUUUUUUUUUUUUUUUGUUCACUAAUCUUUUUCAUGCAAGAAAAAUUGGUGAUGUUAAUAUGUAGGCUUACGAAAGUCACGCUUUUUGUUUUGUGAGGCUGGUCUCACAAAUCAUUCCAUAAAAUUCUUUUUCCUCUCUCCAAGUUGCUCAGAGUAUUCCCAUAAAUUCUGUAUUUAAGUGGAUGUAAAAUAGAGCUCUGUUCUGAUUCUGUGUUUGCUUGGAGAACUGAGCUGCAGCUUCAGUUUAAGAAGUCUUGAUACUUUGCUUUCAGAAAACCCUUAUUCAUAAAUCCCUUUCACUGGGAGGGAAGGAGUAAAAGCUGAAAUGGCCUACCUGCUUUAUUUUGCAAAAACAUGGAUGUCUUAAAUCUGUGUGAAUAAAUCUAGUCACAAACAAUUGCAUGGCUAAACCGAGGUGUCUGCCAUCUGUUGGAUUAAAUCACUUUCAGCUAUUUCUGGAUGAAGAAAUGGCCAAAUUACUUACAAUAGACGAGCUCUCUUUACCCUGUAAUAAUCAAGACAGUUCUUAGGAAAAUGUCUGAAGCUGUUGCCUUAGCAUAGCAAUUAAAUAUCAGAGUGGUACAGCCUACUAAUACCAAUAAUUCAGAUUGCAGUGAUCUCAUGCAGUGGUCAACAGCUUGUUUGUCCCCAUGCAAUCUAAAUAAAAUAGCAAGUUCUAUGACCUUGUGAUUGCUGAAUGUCAUGGGAGGUAUAACUGAACUGUUUUUCCCUAAUUUAUUGGUAAUAUUACAGCAGAUGUCGCAUUGUACAUCCGUCUUGUUGAGCAGUAAGCUCAGCUGUUGUUCCAGACGGAUCUUUUCCUCUUUUCACCUAUCCCUAGGUAUGCAGAGGUGUUCAGAGGCCACUGGACCAACUGACUGUACAAGUGCCACUAUAAAGCACUGUAAAAUCUGUGUCUGUAAAUGAUAUCUGCAAGUGAUGUACUUCUGUGGUCAGUUACAUCCAGGAUCACUUCUAUAUUUAUAGGAUGGAUUUUCAUUGAACUAUGUAAAAAUGAAUAGACAUGCAUUUGCAUUAGGGUGCUGGCACAUACUCGAUAACUGCAUUUUUGCUUUGUUUUAGAGGUGAUGUAUGGUGAUCAAUACAUAAAGGAUCUGCUCUAGAAGUUACUCAGUAGGAGUCUCGGGAAUUCGAGUAUUCUCGUUCAGGUAGUACUAUUUCUAAAUCCAGCCUUGGCGUCUUUCUUGGUAAUGGAGCUACUGUUUCUGGAAGUGGAGUUUUAUGAAGAUGCUGCUGGAUUUUCAGAUGAGGUUUGGUGGCUUGCGAGCUGUAUCAGUGUCCUGUUACCUCAAGGUG
This is a messenger RNA of Nothoprocta perdicaria, 2952 nucleotides long. It is a transcript of the gene RRAGC, whose product is annotated as Ras related GTP binding C. The transcript is spliced from 7 exons. Bases 3 to 1232 code for a protein of 409 amino acids. The record is from RefSeq and is a predicted model, not a curated record. NCBI's taxonomy places the organism in Eukaryota, Metazoa, Chordata, Aves, Tinamiformes, Tinamidae. Gene Ontology annotation, cellular component: lysosome; Gtr1-Gtr2 GTPase complex; nucleus. Gene Ontology annotation, molecular function: GTPase activity; GTP binding. Gene Ontology annotation, biological process: cellular response to amino acid stimulus; cellular response to starvation; regulation of autophagy.